AUGUCGUUGACGAAGCUGAUGAACACGUCCCACUGGAAACUGGAGCCCUGUCCUGAAGAAAAUAAAAACAUCCAAGUGGUGGAACUUCCCAUCGUAGGCAGGUUAUCUCAGGACCUAAGGCCGGACUUCCUGCCAUUGGCAAUCCCAGAAGACAUCUCAGAGAGACUGGAAAGAGUACAUGGUAACCCCGCCGUUUGGUGGAUAGGUCAGAUCAUGACCUACAUUCUGAGACCUCAGCCUCAACUCCAAGAAUUCAUGGACAAUGAGACAGCGGCCUUAGGAUUCACACAUCCGAUUGUUGGCAUUCAAGUAAGGCGUACAGAUAAACUCUUCUGGGAAGCCAAAUUUCACGGUAUCGAGGAGUACAUGGUCUACGCCGAAGAAUUCUACCUGGAAUUGGAGAAGAGACAAGAAGUGCCGGUCAGGAGAAUCUUCUUAGCAACAGACGAGGCCAGUCUGCUCGAAGAAGCCAAAAAAAAAUAUCCUGGUUAUGUGUUUGUGAGUGACAAUAAUAUAUCUCAGUCAGCUAAAGUAUCAACAAGAUUGUCAGAGGAAUCUUUUAUGGGUAUCAUCGUUGAUGUUUAUCUUUUGGUUUGUCGACUAGCUUAUGAGAUGAUGCAGCAUUACCACGUGGAUGCUGCCACCAAAGUCCGCUCCAUUGACAUGAACUACUACUUUCAUGGUCAGACUCCAAAUAGCUUAGGCAAAAAAGCCAAGAUGCCUGUGUAUGAAGGGGCUGAGAACGUUCACUUGUAA
Messenger RNA from Strongylocentrotus purpuratus (purple sea urchin), 756 nucleotides. Its product is annotated as alpha-(1,6)-fucosyltransferase-like. Gene Ontology annotation, biological process: protein N-linked glycosylation. The transcript is spliced from 5 exons. The record is from RefSeq and is a predicted model, not a curated record. Bases 1 to 756 code for a protein of 251 amino acids. Gene Ontology annotation, molecular function: alpha-(1->6)-fucosyltransferase activity. NCBI's taxonomy places the organism in Eukaryota, Metazoa, Echinodermata, Echinoidea, Camarodonta, Strongylocentrotidae.